Messenger RNA from Hibiscus syriacus, 1899 nucleotides. Its product is annotated as BAG family molecular chaperone regulator 1-like. NCBI's taxonomy places the organism in Eukaryota, Viridiplantae, Streptophyta, Magnoliopsida, Malvales, Malvaceae. The coding region runs from base 565 to 1578 and encodes 337 amino acids. The transcript has 4 exons. The record is from RefSeq and is a predicted model, not a curated record. Gene Ontology annotation, cellular component: cytoplasm. Gene Ontology annotation, molecular function: adenyl-nucleotide exchange factor activity; protein-folding chaperone binding. Gene Ontology annotation, biological process: protein stabilization.
GAGUUAGCUGUCCACUCGUUUUUUUAUUCAAUUUCUCUUCUCUUCUUCCGCGAGUUUUCCAGAGCUUCAACGAAGGGGGAGAGAGAAGGAAGACCUGUUCACAUAAAAUUCUGAAAAAAGUUAAGGUUUCAGUUUCCUUUUGAUUGUAUAUUUUCCCUGUGAUUUUCUCGGAGAAGUGGCCAAAAUCACAGAUUCUUGGAAGCAUUUGUUUUACGCUAGUGAAUUUGGAGAUUUAUUUUUUGGUUUACAUUACGCUUGGAGAGAUCUGGGAGUUUGCGGGGAAAGAAUCGAAGAUUUUGCGUUUCAUUUCUUUUUCUUCUUCUUUACAUUGCCUUUGGUAAGACGCCAUUGCUGGUGAAGGUGAAGAGUUUCCGUUUCUUUUCUUUUUUUCAUUUUAAUUUUAUUUGUAAAUCGCGUGAACGUAGGAAUUGGGAUCCUAUAAUGCUGGGAUCGGAGUCGUAGAAACGUAACGUUUUGUGAAAAAAUACAGAUCGCUGACUUUUCUUGAGAUCUAAAACAAGCCUUCAUAAAUAUUCAUUAUCUUUAUUUUUAGUAAAAGAAAAGAUGAUGAGAAUGAAGACUAAAGCGACAGGGCUGUCGCCGGUGACGAAUGGAGGAGGCUCUGCUUUUAGCGGUGGCGUUGAACCGGUUGCUCAGGAUUGGGAGCUUAGACCUGGAGGCAUGCUGGUUCAAAAGGACUCCGGUCGAAACUCCAUCCCGCCACCGACUAUUCGAGUUAGAGUCAAGUACCGUUCCAUCUAUCAUGAAAUCAGCAUUAGUUCUCAAGCUACAUUCGGGGAGUUGAAGAAGAUGUUGACAGGGCCAACUGGACUACACCAUCAAGACCAGAAGCUGUUGUAUAAAGACAAAGAGAGGGAUUCCAACGCGUUUCUCGACAUGGCUGGUGUGAAGGACAAAUCGAAACUCGUUUUAACCGAAGACCCAAUUAGUCAAGAGAAAAGGAUAUUGGAGACGAGAAAGAAUGCUAAGAUGGAGAAAGCUUCUAAAUCUAUCUCUGAAAUCAGCUUGGAAAUUGAUAGUCUUGCUUCUCAGGUGUCAACCCUUGAAACGAUCAUUUCUAAAGGUGGGAAAGUAGCAGAGAAAGAUGUGAUUAGUUUGAUUGAGCAGUUGAUGAAUCAAUUGCUUAAAUUAGAUGGGAUUAUGGCUGAUGGAGAUGUCAAAUUACAAAGGAAAAUGCAGGUGAGAAGAGUUCAAAAAUAUGUCGAAACAUUGGAUACGUUGAAGAUCAAAAAUGCUAUGCCUAACACCAAUGGAGGACAAACGGAAACUCAAAAUCAAAAUAAGCAUUCAAAUGCUCGGAAACUAGCUCCGGUACAAGAGCAGCAAUCUAGGCGUUUUAACGGGCAAAAACUGGCACCAAUUCAAGAGCAGCAAUCAAGCAAUUCAGUUUCCCAUUUGCCUGUACACCAACAAUACCAGCAACAGCAGCAGCAAUCAGCAUCGGGGUCCGUCGUAGUCACCACGAAAUGGGAGACAUUCGAUUCAUCGCCGGUAUCCACAUCUACAUCAACCGCCAAUAAUUCAGCCCCACCGAAGUUCCCUUGGGACUUCGACUAAGCAGUAUGCUACGUCUCUGUUCUUUUCUUCGUUUUUCCUGUGUGAAUGUGCUUUGGGUGUUCUUCUUCUUCCUGUACUUAGAUUUUCUCGAGCAACCCUCUAUAUUUUUUUCUCUUUAAUCUGUCAUUAAGUUCAUAAAAAUAAAACGGGGGCUUCCAUCAUUUUAGUUAAGAACCUAUUAUUUGUAACCUAUUGUCGUUGAAUUCAUUUCCCAGUUUGUGUACUGCCCUCUUUUGAUGGUGACAAACAUAUGUAUAUUUGUAGACUUUGUUAAUUGAAAAGAUACUACCCUCUAGGGUUUUUAAACCCUUGUUUGCCUAA